This is a messenger RNA of Alexandromys fortis (reed vole), 1308 nucleotides long. Its product is annotated as zinc finger protein 449-like. The record is from RefSeq and is a predicted model, not a curated record. The transcript has 3 exons. Lineage: Eukaryota; Metazoa; Chordata; Mammalia; Rodentia; Cricetidae. The coding region runs from base 1 to 1308 and encodes 435 amino acids.
AUGGCUGCACCCAGGAAAUCUGCCAUGCAGGUCCUCUCUUUGUGCCACCAGGGCCCUCAGCCUCAAGAGCGUGACACACCCUGGGAAGCCUUCCACAGGCGCUUCAGUCAGUUCCAGUAUGAAGAAGCAGCCGGGCCCCGGGACGCCUUCUGCCGACUCUGGGAGCUUUGCUUUCAUUGGCUGAAGCCACAGACACGGUCCGUGGAACAGAUCCUGGCGAUGUUGGUGACGGAGAAAUUCCUGCAAAUUCUACCUGCAGACAUGGAGAACAGCGCCAGCAUGCGCAGCCUGGAGACUAGAGAACGACUUUUCACCCUGAUAGAGGAGCUGCGGAGAGACAAGCGGGAAGCAGCAAACAAUAUCAACAUUGGUGAUAUGAUCUUAGAAGAACUGGUGCCGAUGGGUCCAUUAGUUACACCAUCAAACCUGCACGAGAGGCCGCCUGCACCUCAGCUAAUGGAGCCUGCCCAGGAGUUCCCUGAAAUCCCACCGGCAGAGCCACAGGAAACAAUCAUUGAUGACGACAAAUGCCCGACCUUUCUGGAAAUUGAGUUCCCUAUAGCCAACGAGUAUAAAACUCUGGAACCUCCUGGUGAAGAACCCCCAGAAGAGCUGCUGACUGUCUUCAGUGAGCCUGAGGAAGACCAGAUGUCCUCAGAAAACCAGAACCAAUGGGAGAUGCCGGGGACCACCUGGCAAGUACGGGAGACUCACAGCACUGGAGUCCAGACACAGGCUCCUCCCGAUGAGAAGCCUUUCUUUAGUGAGCAGUUAGGGCUGUGUGCUUUUCACCGGCAGCAACUUAAAAGCUGCCUGGAAAUUUGCACAGGAAAAAUAGCUAAAGAGGGCCCUGGAGAUAGGGCAGGGACCUCCGGUGGCUCAGACCCCUAUAGGCACCAGCUGGUUUCCCAGGAGGAGAGUACCCAUGACCGUGCAAUGCCUGGUACUUCAUCUACUCAGGCAGCAACUGCUAGCGAGACAGAGGCAGACGAUGUUGACCAAGAAGGAAAGCCAUGUAAGAUGUGUAAGAGGGAGUUUAUGCAUAAUUUGGGCCUGGUAGAACGUGGGCAAACUCAGACCGUUCGCAAACACCAGUGCUCCGUCUGUGGCAAAGGCUUUAAAGGAAAGUCACGUGUUACUGCACACCUAGUGACACACACUCAGGAGAGACCAUUUGUAUGCCAACACUGUGAGAAAAGCUAUAAGCACAAGUCCAGCCUAAUGAGACAUGUAAAAAUCCACAGGCGAGGGAAAGAGCACAAGCAAAGCCAGGGUUCUCAGGGCCCCAAGCAUGAUGCAAACCAAUAG